Molecule: messenger RNA, 876 nt
Organism: Lodderomyces theae
Lineage: Eukaryota; Fungi; Ascomycota; Pichiomycetes; Serinales; Debaryomycetaceae
Gene: CSI2
Product: Csi2p
Exons: 1
Coding region: 1-876 (291 amino acids)
Biological process (GO): ribosomal large subunit assembly; rRNA processing
Cellular component (GO): nucleolus
Molecular function (GO): rRNA binding
Source: RefSeq, a predicted model, not a curated record
AUGUCUUCAAUCUACAAAGCAUUACAAUCCAAGUCCUCAAAAGACACUCUGGACAAAACCAAACACAUCAACAGACAACGAUUACUAGUCAUAUCCUCACGAGGCAUCACCUACAGACACCGUCAUCUCAUAAGUGAUUUAUUGACCCUUUUGCCCCAUGCUCGAAAAGAACCCAAGUUCGAUACCAAGAAGAACCUUUACUUGUUGAAUGAAGUUGCCGAGUUAUACAACUGCAACAAUAUCUUUUUCUUUGAGUGUAGAAAACACCAGGAUUUAUAUCUUUGGAUCUCCAAACCGCCAAAUGGUCCCACUGUCAAAUUCCACAUUCAGAAUUUGCACACUUUGGAUGAAUUAAACUUCAUCGGUAAUUGCCUUAAGGGGUCUAGACCGAUUUUAAGUUUUGACAAACUGUUUGAUACCACUGGUGACCAUUUCAAAUUGUUGAAGGAAAUGUUUAUACACACAUUUGGAGUGCCUCCAAAUGCCAGAAAACUGAAACCUUUUAUCGAUCACGUCAUGACUUUUUCCAUCGUCGAUGGAAAGAUUUGGAUAAGGAAUUACCAGAUUAACGAAACUUUGGAAACGAAGGAGAAUGAGGAUGGGAAUGAAGUCGAUGUCGAUUCGUUGAAUUUGGUUGAAAUUGGCCCUAGAUUGGUUUUGACCUUGAUUACUAUCUUGGAGGGUUCAUUUGGUGGACCCAAGAUUUAUGAAAAUAAGGAGUACGUGUCGCCUAAUUUCGUUAGAGCUCAAUUGAAACAACAAUCGGCUCAACAAGCUAGAAGUAGGGCUGAAGCUGCUUUGGAGAGGAAGAUUAAAAAGAGAAGUCAAGUUUUGGAGAAGGAUCCAUUGUCCAAUGAUGCAUUGUUUAAAGAGUAG